This is a messenger RNA of Amoebophrya sp. A120, 809 nucleotides long. Lineage: Eukaryota; Dinophyceae; Syndiniales; Amoebophryaceae. The record is from the annotation of a GenBank genome assembly.
CCCGUCAUGGCAGUCCAGCGGAGCCAGAUUUUUCGAAAUUGCCGCAGGGAAAGAACGUCCGACGGCCGGGAGGACAUGGACAGCAGCUGCACGGGAGGACAUCAACUCUAAUGCCUUCUUCUUCCCGACGGCGCAGCAAGGCCGGGCUCAUCAUGGGCGGUGGUCAUCACCAUCAGCAAAGACGGGCUAGUACUUUUCAUCAGGAUAAUGAUGUUCAGUCUACUUUUCAUCUCCCCGGUGCGGAGAAGCGGCCGACGGUGGAGACGGUGCUGGUGAUGCUCGAGGAGUUCGUGAACACGCGCGCCAGCCUGGAACUCCAGGCGUUGUUGAUGCAGGCAGCCCGGAAUGCGAAUGACUGCUGCACGGUCGCGGCCGAACUCUACGUGUGGUCAGUGCACCGCCGCGUGUGCCUUGUGCUAGAUCAGUUGACCUCAAGAUUGCAAGUCACGUGUAACGCGGCGGUGAGUGGCGGGAAAAAUCCGAGUGCUGCUGCUGGGAAAACUUGCGCAAGUAAUGUUAAAUCAGCAGGAGCUUCUGUACAACAACCUCCCGCCAGGAGUCCGACUGGAGGGACCACGAGUUGUACUUCUAUGGCAGGAACGCUGUCCGAUUUCGGCCCCAUGCCUUCGAUCACGAUCACCUCCGUUAGUGGCGCAACGUCAUCAUACACGGAUAUUGGCACGAAGAACGCAGUUGCCUCCAGCAAAGGAGGAUCCUCCACCACGACGUUGAGUCAGCUCGCGAGCAAAAACUUCCACGGAUGCGUGCACGCGAUCACGCUGCUCGGCAGGUUCGUGCAGAAUUACGGA